AUGAAAGUAUUGUUGGCACCCCUCUCAAAUCUGCGUGACAUCUAUUAUGACCGUCUUCUCACACAGGCCACAAACAUUCAGCAGGAUCACUCUCAUCCUGGAAACCCCUUUCUGUCAGCCUCCACUCAGGUAGACUGAGAACACUCCCCUCAGGUAGACCCCAGGAACACCGAAUAAUAGGUUACGGAACAACUUUUUUCCCAGAGCUGUGGACAGGCUACAGAAGCCAUAGCUACUUCUAUCAAUCCAGCUUCCCUCACACACAUGUACACACAUACACGUACUGUAGGGUUCAAAUUAUUAUUAUUAUUAAUUUUUUUUACAUUGCUGUGACCUAAACCGAGACUUACAUAAUAAACACAUUAUGCUUAAUGCUUACUGAUUAUUGAAUAAAGUGUUUAGAUUAAAAAACAAACAAACAAACAAAAAUACAGAAUGAUAGAAACACAUUCAGUCUGCAUUUCAGGCCGUGCAUUUAUCAUACGUUCCACCCUCAGUACCUAGUGUUGCGUCAUUGCCUAAUAGGCGUCUUUAUUAUUCGCGCCAAAAUUCAAACGUAAUCAAAAGACCGCCAAAUUACGCGCAUUCAGGAGAGAGACCAACGGAUGAUGAACAUGUUCGCCCUUGUCGAGUGGAAAGAAGAAACGGAUAAUGAAAGUUGGAGCAUUGUUCCAACGUCACACAUAAAAAACUUCGAUAAUAAUGAUUUCUUAGACGGACUGGAUGACACAUCCGUAUAUUUAAUUAAGUGGAGAGGAGGACUGAAGAAAAAACCUAAAGGCGGAUGGCCUUUGUACGAGGCAACGGUGCAUAAAAUUGCAGAGAAACAGUGCACCCUAGAAAAACUAAUGAGGACACAACGUCAGUCCAGUCCAAAACUUCUGAGCAAAAGAAAAUGCAGGCCAAACCCUAAGUUUGUUGAAGAGGAGACCAGCAAUGAUGGACCAUCUAGCCCCAAAAAGAGGCAAACUAGUGAUGGAAAUUUGGACAGGGAGCUUUUGGAGAAAAUAAAAUUACCCCAUGGACCUCGAUUCCCUUCAGCUACAACUUCAGUUGUUCCACCUUCACCUACCUCACCAUCUUCUGCCUCACCACCGCUGCCUAACUGUCCACCUACACCACCAUCAGCUCCAUCUUCACCUGCCUCAUCAUCGUCUACUUCACCUCCACCUACCUCACCUUCUUCUGAUCCUCCUUUGCCAGACAUCAUAGCACAAUUAAAGGCAGAAAAUGAAGCCCUCAAAAUGGAAUUAGAGAAUCUAAAAACAAAUGUUGUCAGUCAAAUGCCAAAACUCCUCAGUAUAAUGUGCAAGCUGGGGGAAUGGCUUGAAGGGAAGGAGCAGAGCCCACAGAAACAACUGGCAUCACCUUCCACCAUACAGGAAACUCUUGAAAUUCACCCAGGCUCAGGAGUUUGUGUGACAAAAAAAUGUGUUCUGGUCAGCUAGCCAUGCAAACAGCCCCACUACCAUGGCACGGAUGCUUCUCCUUGGAGUAUUUGAUAUUGAGACACUUCUAAAGAGCAAUCUAGGGGUGGGCGAUAUGACCAAAAUCUUAUAUCAUGAUAUGAGUAAUUUUAUAUUAUGAUAAUUAUAUAUAUCAUGAUAUAGUUUAGUCUUUUAAUAUGUUUUUUAGAUAUUAAAAUCUUUGAUACCAUAGAUUUUUCAUAAUUCUUAUCACCAGUGUC
Molecule: messenger RNA, 1687 nt
Organism: Pangasianodon hypophthalmus (striped catfish)
Lineage: Eukaryota; Metazoa; Chordata; Actinopteri; Siluriformes; Pangasiidae
Product: microtubule-associated protein tau-like
Exons: 5
Coding region: 606-1448 (280 amino acids)
Source: RefSeq, a predicted model, not a curated record